AUGUCCACUGCACCUCCCAAAGAUACUCCCAUCACCGUGUCCGAACUCAAAAAGCACGAUGGUUCCGACGAAUCUCUGCCCAUUUAUGUCGCCAUUAAGGGCGAUAUCUUUGACGUGUCUGCCAACAAGGCCUCGUACGGCAAGGGUGCAGGAUACAACUGCUUUGCCGGAAAGGAUGCCUCUCGAGCACUUGGCAUGUCGUCUCUCAAACCCGAAGACUGUGUAGCUGACUAUAGCACUUUAACCGAGAAGGAAUUGGAGACUCUUGAUCAAUGGCACGCUUUCUUCUCCAAGAGAUAUAACAUCAUUGGCAAGGUUGUGCCAGAUAAUUAA
This is a messenger RNA of Radiomyces spectabilis, 333 nucleotides long. Its product is annotated as cytochrome b5-like heme/steroid binding domain-containing protein. Gene Ontology annotation, cellular component: membrane; endomembrane system. The record is from RefSeq and is a predicted model, not a curated record. The transcript is spliced from 3 exons. Bases 1 to 333 code for a protein of 110 amino acids. Lineage: Eukaryota; Fungi; Mucoromycota; Mucoromycetes; Mucorales; Radiomycetaceae.